CCCCUCAGGAACCUGGCCUUCAAGCCACACACCAUGCAGCACUCCUUUCUGCCCACGAUGCCCGAGGACAUCGUGGCUCAGGCAAGGACCUGGGAGGAAAUACGUGAUCUGCGCUGGUAUGAAUGUGCCAAUGGCCACCCCUGCACUGUGGGAGAGUGUGGGCGCCCCAUGGAAAAGAGCCGCUGUCCCGAAUGCCACGUCCCCAUUGGAGGCAGAAACCACAAGCCCGUGGAGGGCUUCCGUCUGUCCAGGAAUCGUCCAGACAGAACUCAAACUGGCCACAUCCUUGCAGAUAUUGAGCACAGAAGGACACUGGGAAUAUCUGACAGGGGCAUGUCCUCCACGGUCUUUGUGCUGCUCCGUUUGCUCACUCACCUGUCCAUGCUGCUGGGAGCCUCCAGAGACCCUCAGUCGCUGGGAAGGAUGAUCAAGCCAACAGUGAAUGAUGUGAUGAGUUUCCUGAAGCAGCAUAUUCAGGAGGACUUGGCACAGCUGACCAGGAGUUUGGGGAAGAGUGUGGAUGACACUAUCAACAUACUGCACCUGGUGCUCAGCAGCUUCCUGCAGGCACCCCAGCAGCAGCAAGACCAUG
Molecule: messenger RNA, 592 nt
Organism: Passer montanus (Eurasian tree sparrow)
Lineage: Eukaryota; Metazoa; Chordata; Aves; Passeriformes; Passeridae
Product: E3 ubiquitin-protein ligase RNF213-like
Exons: 6
Biological process (GO): sprouting angiogenesis; negative regulation of non-canonical Wnt signaling pathway; ubiquitin-dependent protein catabolic process
Cellular component (GO): membrane; cytosol; nucleolus
Molecular function (GO): ubiquitin-protein transferase activity; ATP hydrolysis activity
Source: RefSeq, a predicted model, not a curated record